Dryobates pubescens (Downy woodpecker) is the source of this 723-nucleotide messenger RNA. RefSeq names its product ADP-ribosylation factor 1-like. Gene Ontology annotation, biological process: intracellular protein transport; vesicle-mediated transport. The transcript has 5 exons. Gene Ontology annotation, molecular function: GTPase activity; GTP binding. NCBI's taxonomy places the organism in Eukaryota, Metazoa, Chordata, Aves, Piciformes, Picidae. Bases 122 to 667 code for a protein of 181 amino acids. The record is from RefSeq and is a predicted model, not a curated record. Gene Ontology annotation, cellular component: cytoplasm; plasma membrane.
GGCCGAGAGGCGGAAAGCGGGGAGCCGGCUCCGAGCGGGACGGUCUGAGGACAGUCACAGUCACUGUCCGGGGCAGCAGCUGAUCGCCGAUUUCACUGGCCAGUGAGAACAUAUCUCAAAGAUGGGAAAUAUUUUUGCAAACCUCUUCAAAGGCCUUUUUGGCAAAAAGGAUAUCAAGUUGCUGAUGGUUGGGCUGGAUGCUGGAGGGAAGACUACUAUUUUGUACCAGCUGAAACUUGGUGAAACAGUAACUACUGUUCCUACUGUAGGUUUCAAUGUGGAAACAGUAGAACACAAGAACAUUAGCUUCACAGUCUGGGAUGUCUGUUCUCAGGAUAAGAUCAGACCACUCUGGCGCCACUAUUACCCGGAUACACAAGGUCUCAUUUUUGUGGUUGACAGUAAUGACAGAGAGCGACUGAGCGAGGCCAGAUAUGAGCUCAUGAGAGUGUUGGAAGAUGAUGAGCUGAGGGAUGCUGUUUUAUUAGUGCUUGCUAACAAACAGGACCUGCCCAACGCGAUGAAUGCAGCAGAAAUCACGGACAAACUGGGACUGCAUUCUCUCCGUCACAGGAACUGGUACAUCCAGGCCACCUGUGCCACGAGCGGGGACGGGCUCUAUGAAGGACUGGACUGGUUGUCCAAUCAGCUCCAAAACCAGAAAUGAAACCAUCGCCCUUCCUCUUCCCUCUUCUGCCACCCUCCCCUCUUUAUUUCCUCCUC